Pezoporus occidentalis (night parrot) is the source of this 2582-nucleotide messenger RNA. RefSeq names its product potassium two pore domain channel subfamily K member 16 (gene KCNK16). The record is from RefSeq and is a predicted model, not a curated record. Gene Ontology annotation, biological process: stabilization of membrane potential; potassium ion transmembrane transport. Gene Ontology annotation, cellular component: plasma membrane. NCBI's taxonomy places the organism in Eukaryota, Metazoa, Chordata, Aves, Psittaciformes, Psittacidae. Gene Ontology annotation, molecular function: outward rectifier potassium channel activity; potassium ion leak channel activity.
AGGCUUGGGGAACAAAUGAAAUUCUUGCUACAGUUCGUUAUAUUAUUUUAGAAACAGUUAAUGACCUUUAUUCUUUCCCUUCCUCCUCUGCUUAGAAACAGGGACUGGGAGCAGCAGAGCAGCAGCAUGCCCUUCCUCACCAUACAGAACCGGCAGAUCACCUGGACAUCGCUGCUGGUACUGGGGUAUCUCUUUUACCUCCUCCUGGGCGCUAUGUUGUUCCAGCUGCUGGAGAAGCAGUCAGGGAUCCACUUUAGGGACCAGUUUCAGCUGGAGAAGCUCAAGUUCUUGCAGAACUACACAUGCUUGGGCAGGCAAGCCCUGGAGCAGUUUGUACAGGUCCUCAUGGAAGCAUGGGUAAAAGGGGUCAACCCAGAAGGAAAUUCUACAAAUCCCAGUAACUGGGACUUCAGCAACUCCUUCUUUUUUGCAGCAACUGUUAUCACCACUAUAGGUUAUGGUAACCUGUCUCCCAGCACAGUGGCAGGGCAGAUCUUCUGUGUGUUCUAUGCCUUGUUCGGAGUGCCCCUCAAACUGGCUUUUCUUAAUCAGCUUGGGAAAGGCCUCAGUGCUCACCUGAUUACCUUGGAAAGACGGGUGCAAAAGCCAGGCUGUGCCCAGGUGGUUCAGACACUGGCAGUGGCCAUCUUCCUGACCACUGGGACCUUGCCUUUUAUAAUAUUCCCAUCAUUGGUCUUCAGUUAUGUAGAAGCCUGGAGCUACGGAGAAGGCUUUUACUUCACCUUCAUCAUGAGCACCAUUGGAUUUGGGGACUAUGUAGUAGGCACAAACCCCAACAAGGACUAUAUCCCAGUGUACAGAAGCCUAACUGCAAUUUGGAUUGUUUUUGGCUUGGCCUGGCUGGCUUAGGUCUUCAACGUGGCACCUGACUUGAUGGAAAAAUUUCUUCAGCUAAAGUGGUACAAGCCUGACUUAAGCUUGGCAGUAGGAACCACCAUCAAACUGGAAAAUGAACCUAAGCAGCCUAGAGUCGACAUCCCCAGCUGAGCAAGGUACACAGAAAGCAGUCUUAAAAGUAUGUCUUUCAUCUGUAUCUCGCACUAAGCAAGCCAUGUGGAUAAAGGACUAAACCACAAGUUGUAGACUGUUUCCUAAGGACAGAUUUCCUAAGGAGGAAAUUUCAGAUGCAUUGAAAUUUUCACACACUGUGUAGGUAUCAGCCAAUUAAACCUCCAGAGAAGUAGCGCACAUGUUCAGACAACUUUCCUGGGAUUCAUUUUACACUUUUAGCUCAAGACAGCUUCCUCUGAAGUAAUCAAUUAUUAUCCUUUCUCUUUCUCUAGUGGAAUUCAGUUCUUAUGGUCAUUUGUUUUCAAAUAAAUCAAGAGUGACUGCCUCCCACCUCCAAUGAGAAGUCAUGUCACCAAGAAUCUCAAGUGGAAAAAGUCAGGUACAGAAAUCUUCCUUCAUUUCCAAUCAUAAAACAAACAAAACCACAGAGGAAUAUCAGCAGUAAUGACCACCUGCUAAAUGACAUCCAUCCAAUUAAGAUUCAUUUGAUAUUGUUUGAAAUUAACAGCUUUCGUAUAAAAUGAUAACAUUUCUUUAGUUCCUGGGCUAAAAUGCUUCUCUCUUAAAUUGUGCAGAAAUCAUGUGCCUAUCCAGCACUGCCUGGACUGUUAAAAUCUAUUUCGGAGCGAACUGACAGCUCAGUGAAGGUCCUUAUUCUUAUUGCAGUUCAUUUCACAGCCACUUGACAACAGGACUUUGAAUCUAAAUGCAAGGAGACUUCCUUUAUUUCCAGUCAGAUCACAAAUAUUAUUAGAGUCUGGCAUUUGCUUUGGGACAGUUCAUUGUGGAGGUAUCAUGCAUGUAGAUUUGAUGCUGUCCAUUUACCUCUAAAUAAGGCUGACGAUAGGCUUUUGUGUGAAAUCUGAUCCUCAGCCGUGUGCAUAGAGUCAACCAUGAGAAACGGAGUCUGGUUUUGUCACAUCUAUUGUAAGUUGAACGUAGCAGCAGCCAUCACCAAAGAAGCAGUAAAGCCAAAGAAGGACACAUAAGCACCUUAUAAGCAGGCCACUCACUGAGAUAUAAAACUGUAGUCAUACUAUGUAUUAAACUCUAGAAACUUGAUAAAGCAAUUAACCAUUCAUUGAGUACCAUGCUAGGUAGUUUAUAACCAUCACUUACACACUCAAUGACUUGUAAUUAUGUACAUACUGCCAUUUAUUAUGUAUGUUUAUAACUCACAGUAACCAUCAGUUAAUCCCUUUAAACUCAUUUAUGAGCGGAACCUUGUGACUGAAUUACUACUGGGCAAUGUAGCAAGCUAGCCUGUGGCUGACAGGCUACAGUAACAUCUCACGCCAGCCUUUCAGCAACCGCUUUGGUAUUCCGUUUUGGGGAAGUGCACAUAAAACAUGUAGACAGGUAUAGGUCACAAAUCUCUUCUCAUAUACUUUCUUACUUCAGAGGAUGGUCACAACAGCAGCUUGUUCUUACACCUGACUUGAUGCUCGCCAUCUUUGCUAGUUGCGGACUCCUGCAUAGUGCAGUGUGCCAGCUAUGGUUUGUUCAACUCAACUCAAAACUGAGUUUUCAAAUACACAACCCAUCUAACA